AUGGAAAAUACCAUGGAAGAAGAUAUAUUAAAACAUAUUCGUUCUGAAAGCGUGCCUUUGCCCGCUUACAAGUAAGAAUAAUAAAAUAUAUCAUACGUAUUUAGUACUCAUCUGAAAAUAGAUGGCCCGAAAAUAUGGUGGUUCCCGGCUCGUACGCUUAUGUGCACUUGUUGAAAAGCUACAACUGGCUUGGACAUAACUGGUUGGAACUAUUUUCCCCCUAUAGAAAAUUCGCAUAUUUUUAUGAUAAACUCCUUGUUGAAUCAUGUUGCCCUUCUUAAGCCCCCGCUCCCCCAACUCAAUGUUGAACUUGUGCCAUGGUAUAUUACCAAAAGUUGUUUCGGCGCUGUUUACCACAUUGAACUGGGAGGGGGAGAAAAAAUUUGUUUUGUCAAUGUUCAAUAACUUUGUCAUAUUGGCUGGAAUGGUCUCAAGGGUUUUGUCCAAGAUUGUUCUAUACAGACCAGAGGUGUAACUUAACACUUACACGCAGCAAGUGAACAUCAUGACGGGCAAGUAAACGUUUUAUCUUGCUUGCCCGAUUGGGCAAGUUGCCUUGCCACAAAAAGCUUGGGCAUCUUUAAGUUUAUGUUUUCAUUGUCGGAUAAAUUUUUUAUAGUGCAUGUACUUUAUUCAAAUUUUGUUUUUUUGUGGGCCAAAGCUAGAUCUGAGGCAGUAUAACAGCCAUAUAGAGCAGUGGGAGAACGGGUCGACAUGUUGUCCCCUUAAUUUAUACCCCCUACCUAGGUACCCAGUGGCCAUUGUCUGAUGGCAAGUGAACUCAGGACAACUAAUUUUCAUGUCCAACUUGCCCCGAGGGCAAGUAGUCAAAAAAGUAAAGUUACACCACUGCAGACGAGCAAAUCAAAUUUGUCAUAUGAAAAACUUGUCAUAGAAAACCUGCUCUUCGGCUUAAAUGCAAGCUAGGCUAGUGAUUUUUUCAUCGUUUUCAUUUAGACCUCAGCUACUAAAGUACCACGACUAUUCCAUCGGUCGUUCUUCCCCACUUUGGACAGUGAGCGACGCAGCGAAAAAUGCUCAAAGCAAAUCACGACUGGAGGAGCUGUCUUCUCCACGACCUAUGCACCCGGAGUAUCAACCCCCAAAGCCCGCGAUCCCUGUUAUUACAAAGGCUGCGAAGGAAGCCUUGCCCACAGAUCGAAUAGAAGAACUCUCCAGAGCUUCGAAUCGAAUCAUCAAUAUGGAAAACGAAUGGAGAGUGAAGGGAUCGGCUUUGAAUUAUAGACCGAGUGAAAGAAUUUUAGAGUUAUCUCGACCGCGGUCUUUUGCAAAUGGCUACAUGCCUUGUAAGACUCCGGACGAAACGUGGCGGGUUUCGCCAAAUGCUCGGAAAGCAUCGACUUCUGAACGGGUAGACGAGUUAAGUAAGCCUCAUAUAAGAACUGUGGCUACCAAUCUUCCUCGGACGGACGCGUUUACUGUCCGCGAGACGGCGAAGAAGGCUAAGGCGAGCAACCGUAUUCUUGAACUAUCUCUGCCUGUUAUAAGAGGCCACUGA
Molecule: messenger RNA, 1519 nt
Organism: Paramuricea clavata
Lineage: Eukaryota; Metazoa; Cnidaria; Anthozoa; Malacalcyonacea; Plexauridae
Source: the annotation of a GenBank genome assembly